ACGCUAAACACCAACAUGUUUGGAGACCAAGCAAAUAAGCUUGUGUUGGACGCUCACCGAACGUCAAACCUUCCCGAAAUAACACUCUACCAGUCCGACUUGGUGGACGACAUCGUCAAAGAAACUAACGAUUUGGGCAGGGAUGUCGAUUACAUUACUGAACAACAAAGAACGAAUCCAGAAGGCACCUCAGCUGAACAAAUAGUAGCUCUUGAGUGUCAGUUGUUUGUGGCCCGAUUGUCAAUGAGAAGAAACAAGCGCUGCUUAUUAGCCCAUCAGAAACUUCGAGCUGACAAGAUGAACGAAUUUGCAUGGCUCAACAUAGAUCCUUCCGAUUCCAAUAGUACUCCCCAACCAUCGCUUACAAAAACUGGUGCUUUGGGAUCCAAUUACACAACUCGCAUGAUAUUGGACAACUUGAGUAACCAGGAACAAGAGUACUUCAAGCAGUAUCUGCAACUCCUUGUCGAUAUGAAAUCGAAGUAUGUUGACAUUGACCUCAGCGGAGAUCUAGAGCCUCCCACGAGCAUAUUCAUAGAUGUGAGGGUGUUGAAGGACGGGGGAGAGGUGCAGACGGAGUAUGGAGUGUUCAACUUGAUCAAGGACUCACAGUUCUACGUGAGAAAAUCCGAUGUGGAGAGGUUGAUUCAGCAGGGGUAUUUAGAAGAGUUGUAGGUUCAUUCCGUUGCAUUAAUUGUACUAUAAUAUAAGUUAAUUGUGAGACUGGGGUUGUGGAAAGGAGAUUUACUCUUCCAUUUCGACGUCAGAGAUUCCGAAUGUUUCGACAUCGGCUUCUGGUUUGACAAUGGGGUCAGGCUCAUCGGUGUCAUCAACACCAUUUUUUUCUUCUGGCUGUUCUUCUUUGACAGGCUCUUCUUCAACAGGCUCUUCUUCAACAGGCUCUUCCUUGACGGACUCUUCUUCGACAGUCUCGGGUUCAGGCUUAAACUUCUGGUCCUCUGUAGGUUCUUGUGGGAUGAGGUGGGUCAAAAGGUCUAUCUCUUCAUUCAACCUGCGUUUUCCCAACGCUGUGUUUUUCUGAUCAACAGGUAUGGGGAGUAUCAUCACCUGGUCUUCAUUUUUGUCGAAUACACCGGUGUUGUCAUCCAUGAUCUUCACCUCUUUUCGGAGAUUUAUUGCUAUAUCGCUGAGGGUUUGAUAUAUAAGUCUGGUCUGGGUUUCUAUGGUAUCUUUGGCAUCAUCGCUGUUGUUUGACGGAGUGGAGUAUCUGUCAAAGAUAUCGGACAUGUAUCCCAAGAGGGACACGAUGCUGGAAUCGAUGUCGUUCAAUGAAUCCAAUCGCUGUUGUAUGAAUUGGCCAUUGGACAUGUUGAUGUU
Messenger RNA from Yamadazyma tenuis ATCC 10573, 1338 nucleotides. RefSeq names its product DNA replication protein (gene PSF1). The record is from RefSeq and is a predicted model, not a curated record. Gene Ontology annotation, cellular component: GINS complex. Lineage: Eukaryota; Fungi; Ascomycota; Pichiomycetes; Serinales; Debaryomycetaceae. Gene Ontology annotation, biological process: DNA strand elongation involved in mitotic DNA replication; DNA replication.